Molecule: messenger RNA, 2136 nt
Organism: Laetiporus sulphureus 93-53
Lineage: Eukaryota; Fungi; Basidiomycota; Agaricomycetes; Polyporales; Laetiporaceae
Product: histone deacetylase complex protein
Exons: 17
Coding region: 88-2136 (682 amino acids)
Biological process (GO): chromatin organization
Cellular component (GO): histone deacetylase complex
Molecular function (GO): histone deacetylase activity
Source: RefSeq, a predicted model, not a curated record
CGACUAGAUACGAUCGUGUUAAAAGCAAGUUCAACGCGAGGCCGCACGUCGCAAUUCAAGGCCAGAUUUUUUUUGCAAGUGUUAUCGAUGGAAGCAGAACAUGUCGAGGUUGCCGUGCAGAUGGAGGUCGACUCCGAGGGACCUGUAGCGUCUUCCGCCCCGCCGCCACCGAACCCGCCCACCGAACCGGUGGCUCGUGCUGCAUCCCUCCCACCCAUCCUCGCACCCUCCCAAGCGCAAGUCGGCUAUGUCUACUCGUCCAAGAUGAUGAUGCAUAGCUGCUCCCGUGGGCAUCACGAGGAGCAGCCGGAGCGCAUAUCACGCAUUUUCGACAUUCUCAAGGAUGCUGGCUGCACCAGAAAAAUGCGGAGACUGCCUAUCCGACAGGUGAUCCGAUCAGAGGCUUUGCUGGUCCAUAGCGAGGCGCUGUGGGAGAAAGUUAUGGCUAUACAAUCGAUGACCGACCAGGACAUAGCUGAUUCUGCAGCGUAUUAUGACGAGCUGUCUCUAUACGUACACAAGAGCACGCCAUAUGCUGCUCGGCUAAGUGCUGGAGGUGUCAUCGAGGCAGCACUUGCGGUCGCCCGCGGUGAUGUCAAAAAGGCCUUCGCCAUUGUCAGGCCACCCGGACAUCACGCUGAACCCGACGAACAUAUGGGCUUCUGUUUCUUUAACAAUGUAUCGAUAGCAUCGAAGGUGGUCCAGCUGCGUACUUCGGUCAAGAAGAUCAUGAUCCUAGACUGGGAUAUCCAUCACGGUAAUGGCACUCAGCGUACAUUUUACGAUGACCCUAGCGUCCUCUACAUCUCUUUACACCGCUACGAGGGUGGCCAUUUCUAUCCCAACGGACCCUUCGGCAAUCUGACCUCCUGUGGGCAGGGCGAUGGUCUUGGCUAUACGGUCAAUAUUCCAUGGCCCGAAAAAGACAUGGGCGAUGCCGACUACCUUCACGCAUUCCAGAAGGUCAUCAUGCCAAUUGCGGUGGAGUUCGCUCCAGAUCUAGUCAUAAUUUCUUCGGGCUUCGAUGCAGCCGAGGGAGAUACGCUCGGCGAGUGCCACGUCUCGCCUACCGGAUAUGCGCACAUGACGCACAUGCUUUCGGCCCUCGCCAACGGAAAGCUUGUCGUUGCUCUCGAGGGUGGGUACAGUCUGGACGCAAUUUCAGUUUCUGCGCUUGCUGUGGCAAAGGUCCUCCUAGGCGAAGCGCCGCCGCAGAUUGAAUCGAUGGUCGCUUCUGAGGUUGCGACGGAGACGAUAUGGCAAGUCGCGAUGGAGCAGAGCAAAUAUUGGAAGAAUGUUGACCCAAAGGCCUGUGAACCAAUAGAGGAAAUCGAGCCGAUUACUUUCUCAAUGUCCGAAUUGCUCAAGGCACACAGGCAAGACUACCUCUUCAGGACGCACUCCAUGGUGCAAGUGCCCCUGAUUCCGAAAGCCCUCGAAGAGCAGUUUGGCUCCCAAGUGGCUUGCACGCCGGACAUUAUGGAUAACGACGUAUUAGUCGUCUUCGUUCACGAAUUCGGGAAUCUGCGUGCGGAGCUCGACUCUGUGAUAUACUGUGAUGUCAACCAGGAGCAUUCGUAUCUAGUCGAUUGCUCCAAACAAGUGAUCGCAUGGGUGACGAGCGCCGGCUACGCCUUGCUUGAUGUGAACGUCUUUGCGAAACCAUUUACCAAGAGCAAAACAAGACACGCAGACGACCCAACAGCGGAUAUCAUGACCUACUUGUGGGAUAAUUACAUCCAACUUACCGAAGCUCGACGGAUUAUGCUCAUCGGACACGGGCCGGGAUGUGAGGCUCUCAUGGCGCUGAUGCGGCAAAGACCUGUCAACGUCAUGAAGUCUGUUCGUGCCGUAGUACAAGUUGUCGGCAACUACAGUGUGCCGGUCACACCUGGAGACAUCGACAGUCUCCGCACGUGGUAUUACAAGAACUCGCUGAUCUUUAUCCCAAAGGAUCAUGACAUACUUCACGACAAGAAGAUUAUGAAGAAACACGGCAGCGUCAUGCUCUCUGAGCUGACCCGUCAAGCAGAAGAGACAAAACCCAUCAAGCUGAUCAUACAGGCCCUACCAGUUAUCAAGGAUUUCGUCAGCCAACGUUUGGCAUCCGCACCUGUUACUAACGGCGAUUCGUAG